Messenger RNA from Erpetoichthys calabaricus (reedfish), 2657 nucleotides. Its product is annotated as extracellular calcium-sensing receptor-like. The record is from RefSeq and is a predicted model, not a curated record. Gene Ontology annotation, biological process: G protein-coupled receptor signaling pathway. Gene Ontology annotation, cellular component: membrane. NCBI's taxonomy places the organism in Eukaryota, Metazoa, Chordata, Cladistia, Polypteriformes, Polypteridae. The transcript has 6 exons. Bases 76 to 2562 code for a protein of 828 amino acids. Gene Ontology annotation, molecular function: G protein-coupled receptor activity.
CUGCUGCUCUUCUUGCCAUGUUCAGGUUCCCAAAGUUCUGGCUGUCAAAGCAGUCCCUCGAUCUAUGGAUUGGAGAUGGAAGGAGAUGUUAUUAUCGCUGGAAUGUUUCCUCUUGGUAAAAGCAAUACUGUCACUGAUAGACAUUUUACUGAAGCUCCCACGCCUGUUCGAUGCCAAGGGAUCAACGUUCGAACAUACCGUUGGUUAAACACUAUGAUUUUUGCCAUUAAAGAAAUCAACGCAGAUCCAUAUAUUCUUCCCAACAUUACUCUUGGAUACAGAAUUUAUGACUCGUGUGUUGUCGUACCCCAAGGCAUAGACGCUAUUCACUGGCUGGUGACUGGACACGACCAAAUGGACCUGAGUUAUAGCUGCAGUAAUCACACGCGAUUGGCAGCUGUCAUUACGGAUGGAGUGCUGUCUACUUCUUUCCUGCUGGGAGUCUACAGUUAUCCUCAGAUCAACUAUUUUACAAAAACCCAAUCUCUGAAUAAAAAACGUGAAUUUCCAUCAUUCUUCACAAUUCUGCCAUCUGUCAUGUCUCAAGGGCUAGGACUGGCACGGCUUGUCAAAUUUUUCAGCUGGACCUGGGUGGGGAUACUGGCUGAUGAUGAUGACUAUGGCCAAGGCAUUUCCACAGUCUUUGUACAGGAAGCAAAAGCCUUGGGAAUCUGCAUUGAAUUUAUAGAACGAAUCCCAAUUCCUUACUCUGAAGACCUCGUCCGCCAUAUUGUGGAAAACAUUAAGGCUUCCACUGUGAAGGUCAUUGCUGUUUUCUCCUGGGAAGCCAACUUGUAUCCUGUCAUGAAAGAGAUUGAACGACAAGACAUCACUGGGAAGGUCUGGAUAGGAAGUGAAGGGUGGUCUAAUUCCAGAGUUAUGUCUACCAAUGAGACCUUUAAGAUACUGACUGGAACCGUAGGCUUCACCAUUCAUAUACGGGAAAUGCCAGUGUUUAUUAAGUACCUACUGAGCCUUCAUCCCUCGAAGGCUCCACAAGAUCAGUUUCUCAGACAAUUUUGGGAACAGGAAUUUAAGUGUAAAUUACCAGAGACAAAUUCAUCAAGUCACUCUGUGGAAGAGACGCUAUAUUGUAAAGGUAAUGAAGAAGUAGCCAUGAUGAAUAAUAUUUUCCUUGAUAUAACCAAUCUGAGAUUCACCUACAACACCUACAAUGCCAUCUAUGCUGUGGCUUAUGCCCUACACAAUCUCAGUACCUGCAAACCAGGGAAAGGGCCUUUUGAAGGAGGAAGCUGUGCAAGCAUUAAGGAUUUUCAUGCCCAGCAGAUUCUUCACUAUGUUGAGAAUCUGAACACCCAUAGCAAAGAUGGAGAAGACAUAUAUUUCGAUGAAAAUGGAAACCUCCCCUCCAUCUAUGAUAUUGUCAACUGGCAGCUGACCACAGAGGGAGAUAUUCAGUAUGUCAAAGUGGGGAGCUUUGACUACAACAUGGGUCUGGGGAAUAAUCUCAUUGUCAAUGAGAGUGCCAUCAAAUGGCCAGCGGGAAAAAGAGAGCGCCCCAUCUCAAUAUGCACAACCAGUUGCCUGCCAGGUUCGAGAAAAGCUCCAAUCCGUGGGAGACCAGUGUGCUGCUUUGACUGCAUUCCUUGUUCAGAUGGGGAGAUAAGUAAUGAAACAGAUGCUACAUCAUGCCUGAGAUGUCCAGAUGAUCACUGGUCUAACAAAAGACGUAAUGCAUGUAUUCCCAAGGUGGUUGAAUUUCUGAGUUAUGAAGAACCACUGGGCACCACUCUGGCAUCGCUGUCUGUGUUGACUUCCACAGUUCCAUCUUUAAUACUUUGUGUUUUCAUGUGGCAUGGUGAUACACCCAUUGUGAAGGCCAAUAACCGUCAGCUCAGCUAUGUCCUGCUCUGUGCUCUAACACUUUGCCCACUCUGCUCUCUUAUCUUCAUUGGGAAACCUUCACCAGCUUCUUGCUUACUCCGUCAGACCACAUUUGGCAUUAUAUUUACCUUAAGUGUUUCCUGUGUUCUGGCCAAAACCAUCAUCGUGGUCAUUGCAUUCAAGGCCUCCAAACCGGGCAGUAAAUUACACAAAUGGGUGGGCUCCAAGCUGCCAAAUACAAUUAUAUUUUUCACUACCCUCAUCCAGGUAGGCAUCUGUUCAGUAUGGCUACUGUGUGCUCCCCCUUUUCCUGAAACCAACAUGAAAGCUCAAGUUGGAAAAAUAAUUUUGGAAUGCAAUGAAGGUUCAACUUUAGCAUUGUGGUGCAUGAUGGGAUACAUGGGCAUCCUUGCCAGUAUUAGCUUUUUGGUUGCCUUUCUUGCACGAAAGCUUCCUGAUAGUUUUAACGAGACAAAGUAUAUCACGUUCAGCAUGCUACUCUUCGUCAGUGUGUGGCUUUCCUUUGUCCCUGCCUAUCUCAGCACACGAGGCAAGUACAUGGUAGCUGUUGAAAUAUUUGCCAUUCUUUCAUCCAGCACAGGGCUUCUGGGCUGCUUUUUCUUCCCCAAGUGCUACAUCAUCUUGAUCAAACCUGAGAAGAAUACUCGAGAGUUUAUCAUGCGCAAAAGAUCAUCUUCUGCUAAUAGAGAACUAUAGAACAUUUCUUUAUCACAAUGACCUAGAUCCCAUACAUAUUCUGUUAAACUGAUUAUUGUACCUCUUGUUUAUUUCAAAUAAAUGUGUUAUACAUG